Molecule: messenger RNA, 2765 nt
Organism: Plodia interpunctella (Indianmeal moth)
Lineage: Eukaryota; Metazoa; Arthropoda; Insecta; Lepidoptera; Pyralidae
Exons: 10
Coding region: 155-2743 (862 amino acids)
Biological process (GO): mRNA processing
Cellular component (GO): nucleus
Molecular function (GO): RNA binding
Source: RefSeq, a predicted model, not a curated record
UAGUGUGUCAACUAGCUGACGAAUAACUUUUUCGAUGUAUCGCCGUGUGUGAGUGUGUUAUUUGUUUUUGUAAAAUGUAAUUAUAAUGACGAAAAUUUUCAUCAAUUGCUAAGUUAAGUAAAUUGAUACGGAGAAAAAUAAAUUUGUAAUAAACAUGAGUGACUCUGGUUCUGACGACGAAAAUACAAUACGUUAUGGGACUCCAUUGGAACCUUACGAAGAAGAUGAAAUUCCAUCGAAACGCAAGUAUCAACAGCAGACUGACCAGUACGCAGUAGAUGCUCAUGGGCGCAGGAGAUUCCAUGGCGCAUUCACCGGAGGCUUCUCAGCGGGGUUCGGGAACAGUGUGGGCACGCCCGAGGGGUGGACGCCGGCGACGUUCAAAAGCUCACGCGGGGACAAAGCACAGGUUUCUAGUCAAAGACCAGAGGACUUUAUGGAUGAAGAGGACCGCAGUGAGUUUGGCAUAGCCCCGCGUCACAUGCAAACACACAGUGAGUUCUCUGGACAGAAGCGGCUGAGACAGCAGAGAUACCAUGAUGGACCUAUCCCUGGGGAGCCAGUACUAGAGCAACUAGUGAGGGCGGUGCACGAGACAGCCGCGGUCCGCAUGCUGCGGGCCAUGGGCUGGCGGCCCGGGCAGGGGACCGGAGAUAGAGUGACUAGAGAGGAGAAAAAGAGAGACAAGCAGAGACAUAAGGUGUACGGUUGUUACAUGCCCAAGGAUGUUAGAGAGAACCAGCAACAGUCUUCAGAAGACAGCGAUUCGGACUACGACAUCGAGGCACUGUUCGCGCCAGACGACUAUGAGCCUUAUAUCCUGAGCCGUAAAGUCGACCGCUUCGGUCUUGGGUACUCCGGACUUAGCAGGCAUUCGGUUCUUGGCAAUUUGAUUGGAGAAUAUAAUGCAGGAAGUUCCAAGAGUCAUUUGGUCAUGAAGGAUAAAGGAAAGAAGGUGUCAAUACGUGGUCAAGCGUUCGGCGUGGGCGCAUUCGAAGCGGAAGACGAAGAUAUAUACGCGACUGAGGACAUGACCCACUACGAUUUUGAGCUCGGAGGACCUUCCAAAGAGAAGAAGAAGAAGCCUAUCAAACAGGGUGUUAAUGUGCUAGAAGGAUUUGUGAAGGCCGUGAAGCCGCCGCCGCCGCCGGCCGCGCACGCGCCCCCCCCCCCGCCGCGCGAGUUCGUCGCCGCCGCUCGCAGGACCAGGUUCCAGCCCUCCGAUGUGCCUCAGAGGGAUCAGGGUCUAGGUCGGCACGAGCUGUCAGCCGAAGCGAGAGGCGCACUCCUAGGCGAAACACCCCUCAAACUCCACCCAACCCCUAUUGUACCCCCCUCAAGUGAAACCCCAAAAACGGACCCAAUAGCACAACUACUCGGCAGAAACGUGAAUUUCGUAUCGAACGCAGAGAAAGAAGGAGAAAGAGAAUUAAAUUUCAUAUCAAUAAAAGAUUCUGGCAAAGAAAUCAAUAAGGUUUUUAGACCUUUUAUGAGUAACCCAAAGAAACAGGCGCGGUACGAGCUGUUUUUGAGGGAUAAGGAGGCGUAUAUGAGAGAGGGAGAUAGCGAUGUGGAUAGAUUACUUGAGUGGGAGAGGGAGAGAGAGAUAGUGGAAUUUGAACAGGCUGCCAAGUUGUAUAAACCUUUGACUGGCAUUAUGAAUGAUAGAUUCACCCACGCAUCUCAGCCCGAUGAUAGCACGAAUCCAUUGAUAGCUGUAGCCAAAAGCAGUAAUAAUUACGGCCUCGCCUCGAAGGAGAUGGUCGAGGCCGCCUCGCGAGGCGUGUACGGCGUCAUGACGAGGCGCGAGGCCGACUGGAGACCGGAUCCGUUGGUCUCCAAGAGGUUUAACGUCCCUGAGAUUGGGGGAAACCGAUCAGAACAGAAAAAAGAAGACAAACCGAAGGUGUCCUACUCCGUAUUUUCCUACCUCGAAUCUUCGGUUCACGACAAAGAUAGCUUCGCUAAAGAACAAACACAAUUCAGCGGAUCAAAAUCUAUAAAUGUUGAACCAAAAACCAUACAAAAAGUUCCGCAAGUUAAAAAUGUAAAUGAAAAUAACGAAAAGGGCAAAGUUGUUGCUUCAACGAGCGUUUCAGAUACAAGUUUUAACAAAAGAAUGACCGUAGCAGAUUUAUUUUUGAAAGAAUCAGAAAAAGAUUUAAAUAACAAGGAAAAAGGCACCGAAGUUACUGAAACCAUUGAGAAAUUCGACAAAAUGGAUCUGUACAAAUCGAUUUUCCUAAGCGACAGCGAAGAUGAGGAAGUUCCCUACAAAAGUGGAGAAAAAAGUGACACGAUCGAUUUCAUAGAGAAACCUAAAAAUGUAGAACGAAACACGUCACCACCAAGAGGCAUUUUCGCUAAUAUUGAUUUCGAUGAAAUAAACUCUUGGAAAAGAAAUACUGAUAAUAAAAAACCUGAUGACGCCAAAGACCCAGUCAGUGUUGCUAGCACAGAAGACUCUGUAAAUAUUGAAAAACCAAGUGCUGAAAGUGAAGAGUAUGGGCCGAAAAUUCCUGAAAACCUUAAGAAAAGACUAGAAGAGAGUUGCGUAUUUACGGAUAAUUUUAGACCAAUGUUUAGGAGUAAAAAUGAGAAACAAACGGACCCAAUAGACGUGGACUCUUCUAGCGCCGACUCUUGGGUGGAAGCUAAGGACGCAAAGUCGAAAAAACAAAAGAAGAAAAAAAGUAAAAAACAUAAGCAUAAAAAAUCUAAACAUAAGAAAAAGGAUAGGUAAUAGAAAUAUGUUAAAAUCAAAA